This is a messenger RNA of Alnus glutinosa, 1723 nucleotides long. Its product is annotated as cytochrome P450 93A3-like. The coding region runs from base 48 to 1586 and encodes 512 amino acids. NCBI's taxonomy places the organism in Eukaryota, Viridiplantae, Streptophyta, Magnoliopsida, Fagales, Betulaceae. The record is from RefSeq and is a predicted model, not a curated record. The transcript has 2 exons. Gene Ontology annotation, cellular component: membrane. Gene Ontology annotation, molecular function: iron ion binding; heme binding; oxidoreductase activity, acting on paired donors, with incorporation or reduction of molecular oxygen, NAD(P)H as one donor, and incorporation of one atom of oxygen.
CCAGAAGCUAGCUAGAAAGCAAUCUUCCAUCUGCUGCAUCAAAUCUCAUGGCCCCUAGUUCGUCUAAUUUUGUGGAUUACUGCUUCUUCUUUUUUAUUUGGGCUGUCUCAAAUCUCUUGGUGCGUUUCUUGAUCAAAACAUGCAAUAAAUCUCGUGCCAAAAUUCGGAACCCACCGAGCCCACUCGCUCUACCGAUUAUUGGCCACCUUCAUCUCCUGAGCCCUUCAUUACCAAAGUCAUUACAAAACUUAGCUCGACGCUAUGGUCCGCUCAUGCAGAUACGUAUUGGUGCAACUUCUUUUAUUAUUGCUUCCAAUGCCGCUGUCGCAAGAGAAAUGUUGAAAACCCAUGACAUUGACUUUGCUUCCAGAUUUGAAUUUGGCCCUUCGAACUACAACAUUUACAGCGGAGCUGGUUUUGUUACGGGCCCCAAUGGCAGCUAUUGGCGGUUCAUGAAGAAGCUAUGCAUGACCAAGCUAUUCGCCGGCCCUCAGCUAGACCGUUUCAACCACAUUCGAGAGCAAGAGAUUGAAAAUCUCUUAAAAUCCCUGUUGAAGAGCUCCGGAGAAGGAAAGGCGUGCGAUUUAGCGGCGGAGUUAACGACCUUGACAAAUAAUUUACUGUGUAGAAUGGCUUUGAGCAAGAGAUGUUCGGCCUACGACGCCACGGGAGCCAAGGAGAUCAGAAAGUUGGUCGUGGAAAUUAUGCGGCUUGCGGCAAAAAUAGGUGUCAAUGACGUGUUUGGUCCUUUGAGGAAGUUUGACCUCUUCGGACAUGGGAAAAGGCUCGUGGAGAGUCUUUGGCGGUAUGAUCGGUUUUUCGAGCAGAUCAUGAAGGAGUACGAAGACAACAUGGGAGACGGCGUGCAAGGGAAAGAAGCGGCAGAUCUGAUGAGUAUUGUGUUGGAGACUUAUAAAGACACAAAUGCUGAAGUGAAGAUAACAAGAAAUCAGAUCAAGUUUUUCUUCAUAGAACUACUUAUGGCAAGCGUUGAUACUUUAUCGGCAGGAAUACAAUGGGCCAUGGCCGAGCUAAUCAACCAUCCCCAGGUAUUUAAGAAGCUUAGAGAUGAGAUUAACAUGGCUGUGGGGUCAAGCAGGCUAGUCAAAGAAUCGGACGUCCCAAAUCUUCCUUACUUGCAAGCGGUUGUGAAGGAAUCCCUAAGAUUACAUUCUCCAGCACCGCUCAUCUUCAGAGAAAGCACCAAGGACUGCAAGAUCAACGGCUUUGAUGUAAAGGCUAAGACUAAAGCGAUGAUCAAUGCGUAUGCCAUAAUGCGGGACCCGGAGUAUUGGAAUGACCCAGAUGCGUUUGUACCGGAGAGAUUUUUGGUCAACUCCAAUGAUCAGAUGGAAAUCAACGGUCGGGAUUUUCGUUACCUUCCAUUUGGGGGCGGAAGAAGACGAUGCAUUGGUGGAACACAUGCAAUACUGGUGACGCAAGUGACACUUGGAGCGUUGACCCAAUGCUUUGACUGGAAAGUCAAAGAUGGGGAGAAGAUUGAUAUAAAGGGAGCGUCGGGAUUUUCUGGAGCAAUGUCACUUCCUCUUGUGUGUUAUCCAAUUACUCGUUUUGAUCCAUUUUAGGCAACCAUGAAAUUCCCUAGAAAUGGAGCAUACAUAAUUUGUGCACUACUGGUGAGUUAUAUAUCUAGCUUCCACAAACUCAUCAUAGUCUUAAUUCUAGUGCGCAAUUUGCUCAUAAAAUAAAUACUGCUAAUAAU